GCAGUACUCAGCCAACGACGCCCUCGUUAUGCUUGACGACAUCAGGCCAUUAAGCACUGAACUGUACAGGGACUUGAAGCGGCUGUUGUCCAAGCUCUCGGGCGGCGCCGACCCGCCUCCCGAAGACGGCCAGGCGUCAGAUGCUGCCGAGAGGAGCCUCAUCGUGUCGGUCCACAAAAGCACGCCAACGAACGGGCGCCUCAUCAAGGUUUACCUUAUCGAAAACCUCGAUCGCGUUCCUGGUACGCGUAAGCCUGGGAAGAAGAGCGCGUCCAAGCGGCAAAACAUCACGACGGCCAUCGGCAAGAGCAGCUUGCGCCUCUUCUCGCAGUGCGACACCAACGCCUUGAAUGGCGCCGUCGAGUGGUACCAAAUGGUAUUGGAACACCUGGGCGCACCCGAAUCUACGCUAGACUACACGAGCGCCUCGAGUAUCCGAUGCGUUGAAAUGCCCGCGCCGAGGGACUUGCAGGAAUACUCCAAUGGCAAGGCGGAUCGGCGGCAGGCAGUGCUGGACGCGUACAUAGAGCGUUGCCUCAGCCACUACAACCGCGAAGAGGGGUCGGUCUCCGUGCCGGUUGACUACUGCAUCCCUGCUCCACACGGGCGAUCGCUGUGCAAGGGUGCCGCGGGCCAGAACCGCAGUCGGGAUGCAUGCCCCGUGGCAUUCCCCGACUAUGUCGACAGCGACGCCCCGCGUUGUCACCCGCGCUUGUUCAGGAAGGCAUUAGAGGAACGCGGCUUGCGGAGCGGUGACAGAUUCCCAACGGCCUGCCUGUUCUGCGAGGAAUGCAGAAAAUUGCGGAUGGCCGUUGCCAAGUAUCUGGGGCUCUUUUCUGGCGAGGCGAAGGUUGAGUUGAUAAAGAUGUUCUACGGUGCUCGCCCCGCCACUGACACCCCGUGGAUAUCGAAGCUGCCCCGCGAGAUUGUCGACGGUUCCCACCUGCUGCUUGCUGGCGCGGAGUGCGCCGAGCACAGCGUCCACUACUCCGACCGCCCGAGCCCCGUCUUCAGCAGAGUCGCGGCCAUUCUCUCGCAUAUGGAGAACGCCGCGUUGAUGGCAUUGGUGGAGAAGGUCCGGGCCGCCCGGGGCAUCCGCGAGAUCCUCAUAUUCGAUGGGUUUUCAGCUAAAGAGGCCGAUUUCCAUGGCGAAGCAACCGUCUUGGCAGCCGUGGCAGAGGCGACGGCCGUCGCUGGCGUGGAAUUCCAGAUCAAAUCGUGGCCGCGCAGGGACCAGCGCGCCCGCUUCGCCAGAGCGGCACUUCGAGGCUCGCAGACGGCGGUCGUCACGAGGAGGGAUUGCGAGCGAGAGGUGGGGAAUUGCGCGGUCUCGGAGGCAGGCUGGGCCAAGCCGCAGCUCAAGAUCGCGCUUGACAAGGUGGCCGCGACGAUGGCGGUGCAGGAUUUCAACGCGUCCGAGCUGGACCACUCCCAGCGGGACUUUACUAAGAAGCCGGAACUCGCGAAUGCGAGCGCGAACGACGUCUUCCACGGCGGUGACCACGAGGGCGCCGUUCACGGAGCCAUGGAGGCACAGUCCGAGAAUGCCCCCGCGCGUGACCACGGCAUCAAUACCGCGGGGGACGGCAGCGCGGUGCUGUGGGACCCAAAGGCGCCUUCAGUCGAGAUAGGAUUGCCUUUGGCCGACCUCGAGGCGUUCGCGGGGGGCAGAGAUUUGAAGCGGCGCUCGCUCGAGGCGGCGGGCGCAGAUGCCAGUUUGCCGACUGACGGCGACGACGCGGGCCGCGCGAUCCCAGCCGCGGGCGCCGACGACCUGCCCCAGCCAGGGCGCGGUCUUCAACGCGCGGCGGACACAGAGGGCCACUUCGAGACGCACUUGCGGGCGCGCGCCCGCUGCAAUUCCCCGUCGGCGCAGCGCGCGGGCACUCAGGCCCUGGAGUGCACGAAGAAGGCGCGCAUGCUCACCUGCGGCCCGAACUUCACGUGGGCCGGCGGCGAUGAGGUGAAUGCGGCAACGCUGGAGGACUUCGGGCGCUCGGGCGUCGUCUUCAUCAGCAACCAGAGGGCGUUCACCACGCGUCACUCGAGGAGACCUCGCAUAAGGCUGAUGACGGCAACGGGAAAAGAGUUCGUGGCAGAUAGCAGGAAGCUCCAUCUCGACGCCAUGAUGCACGUGCUCGUUGCCCAGGAGAUGCACCUGGCCAGGGGGCGCCGUGGGAUCGUCAUCUGUAGAGAGGUUAACGACGACACCUUCUCGAAUAUGGGCAUCCACUACCACGGCACGGCGCCCCCCGCCGCGCGCCCGAAGAAGGCCGCCGCGCUCGCCGGGGACGGCCGCGAGAAGGUGCUCACCAAGUGCGCAGACGAAGGCAAGCAGAAGCUCGCAGCCAAGAAGCAAGCAGCGGCGAUGAAGGGCGCCAUGGCGAGAAGCCGCAAAACCACGCUCAAGACGCCCGCCCUCCGCCCGAAGGCAAAAAGCACUCCGAAGGCAGCAGUGGGCAAGAAGCCGCAGCAGGCCCAGUGCCACGCCAAGAGCAGGGCGGCGCGCCGCAUGCACCACAACCACGGCUGGUUCAUGGUUCCCACGGCAGAAGGGCGAAUCGUUGCUGCGAUCGAUCCGAAGAACCCCGAGGGCAACGGCGUGGCGGCAGAGGCUUUGGCGCGGGCGCUGAAGACGCAUCGCGUGGACACGUUCGUCCACGACAGCGAUCUGAGUCGCCGCCUCAAGGGCACCAACACGCAGGUCGCUGAGAAGAGCUUCGCGCAGUUCAGGGGCUACGCGCGGCCGCUGAACGAGAUGGUGCCCCUGCGCCUCAAGUUCCUGGUUCUCUGCGUCUCCAAUCUGCAGAGCGAUUUCAUCGAGGAUGGGGCUGUCGAGUACCUGUCGCCCGUCGAGAGCAUCAGGACCACGCAGUCCAGAG
Molecule: messenger RNA, 2882 nt
Organism: Prorocentrum cordatum
Lineage: Eukaryota; Dinophyceae; Prorocentrales; Prorocentraceae
Source: the annotation of a GenBank genome assembly